AUAAUAAAAGUAAAUGUUUGCAUUACUUAUUUUUUCAAGCUAACUUGGACUUCCUAUAAAUUAUUCCAACAUAAUUAAUUAUAUGUCUUGAAAUUAAAAAUAUAAUGCAAAACAAGGAAAGAAAAGUGAGCUAUUCAAAGCUCGCUUAUCACGUGAACACAACGUCACGUGCUGUGACCCCAAAGCAGUGUGUAAUCUAUACCCACGGAAGAAACAGUUGAAAAAGUUUAACACCGUAAACUCUGCUUUUGUUAAACUAAAGAUACCAAACAGAAAACGCAACACAAUCUAUCCGUUGAAAAACGUUACAUCAUGAAAUCCGCCUUAUGACGUCACUAUUGUUAGUAAACAAACAAGACAAUGGCAUGUUUUCGUGGAAUAACUUUUUUAUAAGCAAUAAAAGCUUAAAUAUUAAAUAGAAUUUGCUUUAAACGUUACGUUUAUCUAUUAAUUUUUAAAUCUAUUUUAUCAAUUUAUUAAUAUCAUGAAAAUUAUUAAUGAUAUUCGAACGAAAAUAUGCUUUAUCACAUUAAUAUUUUGUCCUGAUUAUAUUUUUCAUUUUGUUUUUAUUUGACAGUUUUUAUCUGAUAAAAGCUAUUCGUAUUUGAAUUUUUCUCUUAUGCGAGCUGCUAUGGUUUUCAGCUCUAAUUUGAUGCACGUUUUUUAUUUUAGAUAUGAAUCGCAAAUGGUAUCCUACUGAUGUGAAAAGUGCGGAGGAAGUUGAACCACUUCAAAAUACCAAAUCUUCCAUCUUUAAAGGAGUAGCAAAGUAUUGCUCUGAGAAAUUCACCUUAGAUCUUUUAAAGCGAAAACUCCCAAUCGUAGUAUGGCUUCCGGCAUAUAGCAUAGAAGAUUUCAAGGGGGACCUGAUAGCUGGAAUGACUGUUGCUUUAACUGUUAUUCCUCAAGGCUUAGCACUUGCAUCUUUAGCUGGUUUAUCUCCCCAAUAUGGCUUAUACACCGCUUUUAUGGGUUGUUUCAUGUAUGCCAUAUUUGGAAGUUGUAAAAAUCUCACUAUUGGCCCUACCGCUAUCAUGUCCAUUAUGACUGCAGAGCAUACAACAAAAGGAGGAGUUCCAUAUGUUAUUUUAAUCACAUUUUUAAGUGGCUGCAUUCAGCUACUAAUGGGCAUCCUCAAUUUAGGAUUUCUAAUGACAUUCAUAUCAUCAUCCGUUGUAACUGCCUUUACAUCAGCUGCUGCUAUUACUAUUGCAACUACUCAGGUUUCGGGUAUUUUUGGCAUAAAAUCUGAUUCUGAAGGUUUUAUUGAAGAUGUGUAUCAUUUCUUUCAUGGGAUCGUACAUGGGCAAAUUAGGUAUUGGGACAUGGCUCUUGGAUUAAGCAGCAUAGUUUUCCUAUUCCUAUUGAAAUAUUUAAAUAAUGUGAAAACUUUAUGCUGUGGACCUUCUGUUGGAAGAGUAUUUGACAUGUUUAUCAAAUUAAUUAGUACUGCUAGAAAUGCACUUCUAGUCAUAUUGUGUGCGAGCAUAGCAGCUCUUUUACUGUCCCAUGACAUUGAUGUUUUGACAUUAACUAAAACUGUAAAAGCUGGUCUUCCACCAUUUGCUUUGCCUCCCUUCUCCAUCAACUACUACAACAAUGCCACCAAUACAACUGUCCAUAAAGACUUUUUUGAAAUGUGUCAGGAUUUAGGAUCUGGAUUGGUAAUUCUUCCUCUGCUUUGUUUGCUUGAAGCUAUAGCAAUAGCAAAAUCUUUUGCUAAAGGAAAGAAAAUUGAUGCUACUCAAGAAAUGAUUGCGAUUGGUAUUUGCAAUAUCAUGGGAUCAUUUGUUUCAUCAUAUCCUGCAACUGGUAGUUUUUCUAGAACAGCCAUAAAUUAUAGUAGUGGUGUUCGUACUACUGCUGGUGGGAUAGUCACAGGAAGUCUGGUACUUCUUGCCCUAGGUGUGAUGUCACCUUAUUUCCGCUUCAUUCCAAAAGCAUCUCUCUCGGCUCUUAUAUUUAUUUCCGUUUUACAUAUGGUCCAUUUUGAAGAUGUCAUAUUAAUGUGGAAAACAAAUAAAUGGGAUCUCAUUCCUUUUUGUGCUACUUUCUUCCUAUCAUUCGUCUUGGGACUGGAGUAUGGUAUACUUAUUGGCAUUGCUUUUUCAAUGUGCUUACUUUUGCUUCAAGAAGCCAAACCAAAGAUUUUAAUACAGGAGAGAAUGACUGAACUUGGUCGUUAUUAUUUAUAUGUGAAACCAGACAGAACUAUUUUGUUUCCAUCUGCUGAAACACUGCAAACAAAAAUAAUUAAAUCUAUUCCAGACAAAGCAGACUCUAGCUCUUCUUAUUUUGUACUCAUUGAUGGUGAAAAUAUCACUACAGCCGAUUAUACUAUGGUCAUGGUCAUGAAGACAUUGUUCAGUGAUUUUAAAGCUGUGAAUAUAAAUAUAAUAUUUAUGCAUUUUAAGCCUGAAGUUCAAGAGGCCAUAGUAGGUAGUGGAUUGAGUGAUUUUAAACAUUUUUCUUCUAAACUAGAAGCAGAAAAUUAUAUUCAGAAUCAGUCAGUGUCUCCAAUAUCUCCCCCAGCGUACAACAGUAACUUUCCAAGGCACAGUCUACGUAGUGACGAUGUUUGUUUUGAUGUCUCCUGAAACUAUCUAAUCAUAAAACCUUAAAAUAUCAUUUUCAUCUUCAUAAAGAGCAUGAACAAAACAUGAUAGUGCCUUAAACAUUGCAUAUUUUGUAUUAUUCCUGUUAACUUCACGGUUAUAGAAACUUACCGGUGCAUUUACUCAUUGUUUUUAAAGUUUUCACUGUUGUUGAGACUGGUUCUUUGCCAGAGAGCAUGUUUUGAGAGUUUUAGAAUGUUUUAAUAAUGUGUUGUAAAGAAUGGGAAGCUUUGUGUAAAUGAAUAGUAAAAUUUUUAGUUGUAUUCAAGCAAGGUAUUUAGUUGAAUUCAGAAGGAAAUGUUUUGAAGUAAAUAUUGGGCAUUACUGCAAGAUGCAGCUAUUAAUUUUAAGGACUGAUCUGAAAAUAUGUGAAUUACGUACUUGUUUAAUAUGUUUCCAAGUAGCAAUAAUACACUUCUAUUAGCAAUAAUACACUUCUAUUAGCAAUAAUACACUUCUGUUAGUAAUAAUAGUGUUUUAUUAGCAAUAAUACACUUCUGCAAUCGGAUGUAAAAAUUUUACAAUCAACUUUUAAAAUCUUCAAUGAUUUCAAUUCUGUCAAUCUUAAAUAUCUUUGAUGUUCUUAAACCUUGUUCUUUUAAUUGUCCUUUGUUUCUAACUACCUCUAGAACAAAGAAAUUUGUUGAAAGAACAAGGUUUAAGAGUUUAGAGUUAUUAAGAAAAUUUUGACGAUUAAAAAGCAUUCCAAACAAAGACUUUAAAAGGUGGUUCUGAACUUUUAAUUUUAUUUUAUCCACAACCGAAACCAAGAAAUUUGUUAAAGGAACGAGGUUUAAGGAAGUGAAAUUCGUUAAGAAAACGAUUGAAAAGCAUUCCAAACAAAAACUUCAAAAGUUGGUUCUGUAACUUUUAAUCUUGUUUUAUCUGCAAUCCAAGAAAUAUGUUAAAAGAACAGGAUUUAAAAAUAUGGAAUUCAAUUAAAAAAAUGCUGACAAUUAAAAAACAUUCUAAACAACGAUUUUAAAAGUUGGUUCUGUAACUUUUAAUCUUGUUUUAUCCACAAUCCAAGAAAUAUGUUAAAGGAAUAGGAUUUAAAAGUAUGGAAUUCAAUUAAAAAAAUCCUGACGGUUAAAAAGCAGUCCAAACAAAGACUUUAAAAGUUGGUUCUGUAACUUUUAUGUCCAAAAAAGGAUGAAAUCGCUUUGAAACAUAUUCAAUGGAAAAGUAAUUGAUAUAAUAUUUUCAGAAGUUAUUAAAAUAAGUCUAGGAAAUUAUAGAAAAUAUUUAUUCAUGCAAAGAAUGUGAUGAGAAGAAUCCCCUCCAAAAAUUAAGUCAUUUCAAUCUGCAAUUGCUUAUCAACAAAAUGUAUUGUUAAUCCUUAUCUCGAACACUCUCUCUAUGUUGCUAAAUUGUUGAGUUAAAAAAUUAAUUUAAUAUUAAUGUCUGUUAAUUUUUUUUCUCCAAAAAAUGUGGCAAAUGAUUAGAAAUUUAAAAAAUAUUAAAAAUAUUUUUUAAUGUUGCGCUGCACUAAAAAAAUAUAUAGACCACGGCGUUACUUGGUUAUUUAUAUAAAAGUUAAAACUUAAUUUUAGAUAUCCGCAACUCCAGAAUACCAGUGUAUCCUUCAAAACUCUAUAAUUUCUGAAGAAUAUAAUAUUUUAUUUUAAUUAUAAAUUAUUUAUAAAUUUUGUUAUUUUAUGCUUAAUGUUAGUGUUAAUAAAGUGUUUACUGAUUUGUUA
Messenger RNA from Parasteatoda tepidariorum (common house spider), 4315 nucleotides. The record is from RefSeq and is a predicted model, not a curated record. NCBI's taxonomy places the organism in Eukaryota, Metazoa, Arthropoda, Arachnida, Araneae, Theridiidae.